This is a messenger RNA of Saprolegnia parasitica CBS 223.65, 1466 nucleotides long. RefSeq lists its product as hypothetical. Bases 36 to 1466 code for a protein of 476 amino acids. Lineage: Eukaryota; Oomycota; Saprolegniomycetes; Saprolegniales; Saprolegniaceae. The record is from RefSeq and is a predicted model, not a curated record. The transcript is spliced from 3 exons. Gene Ontology annotation, cellular component: membrane. Gene Ontology annotation, biological process: transmembrane transport. Gene Ontology annotation, molecular function: antiporter activity; xenobiotic transmembrane transporter activity.
AUAGCAGACAGUCCAUUGCAUAUUUCUCUCGCACGAUGGCAGAGUUCUCGGCGCGGCACGAAGCCACGGCCCUUGCGCGCCUCGCGACGCCGAUCCUCUUUUCGAACCUCGCGAUGUUUGGCAUGUCGAUGGCCGUCUUGAUGGCGGCGGGGCACCUCGGGUCGGCGCAGCUCACGGCGGUCGCGUACGCCCAAAUGCUCUUUGAUAUUACGAUUCUCGUUUUCGCGUCCGGCUUCAUUUCGGGGCAGGCGGCGCUGUCGGCCCAAGCCUUUGGUGCCGGCAACCUCGCGCUCGUCGGCCGCUACUGCCAAAUGAACUGCGUCUGCAUCACGCUGGCCUGCAUUCCGAUCGGCAUUCUCUGGUGGUUUACCGGCGACUUUUUACGCGCCGGUGGCAUCUCGGACGACACCGUGCGCUAUGCGCAAGAGUACUCGCACUAUUCAACGCCGUGGCUCCUCCCGCGCCUUCUCUUCCAAGUCCUUAGCGUCUACUUCAAGUCGAUGCAAAACGUGCUUCCGGCAGCGAUCUUUGCCGUGGCCUUUACCGUGCUGCACGCUGGUCUUGUUGUCGUCUUGGUCUUUGGGCUUCCGUCGACAAGCUUUGCCGGCUACGGUCUUCUUGGCGCACCGCUUGCGCUGACGCUGACGCACUACGGCCGCACGAUCGCGUAUGUUGCCUACAUGUUUGGGUACAAGAAGCACCAUGCCUCGUCGUGGAACUGGGCGAUGCGCGGUCUGAGCCCGCGGCUCUACUUGAUGCCAAUGCUGCGCAAUCUCCAGCUCCAAACCAUGGCGGUGUUUGCGGCCAUGACGAGCGAGGUCGACCUUGGCGCCAACAACUCGAUGCUCAACCUCAUCUUCUUCCUCACGUCGCCUAUCUUUGGUAUGAUGGACGGCGGCGCGACGCGGAUCGCCAUGCAUUUGGGUGCCGGGCAUGCGCACGCCGCGCGAGCCACGAGCCACUUGGUCUUUUACGGUAUUUUCGGCAUCUGCAUCCUCAUCGUGGUGCCGUGGCUCUGUGCGCGGUCCUCGAUCGGCCGCAUCUUUUCGUCCGACGAGACUGUCGUCCAGAGCAUGACAACCAUUAGCACCUUGGCCGCCGCGGGUUAUAUCAUCAUGUCGCUCUUCUACUACGCCAUGGCGACGCUGCAAGCACAGGCCCGAACACUCCCCAUCAUGGUCUCGUUCCUUGUCGGCGCUUGGAUCGUCGGCGUGCCGCUGGCGUACGUUUUGGAUUUUCCCGUCGACCUCGGUCUCCUCGGCAUCUGGAUCGGCAUGUCCGUUGGCUACAUCGUCACGACGGUGCUCGGCGUCUACUUUACGUUCAAAUCGGAUUGGCCCGAAGAGGCCAAGAAAGCUGUCGAGCGAAGCGCCAUCAAAUGCAAUCGGCUGGAACCCGCAGCGCUAGAGGAAGGCUACGCUGGCAUCGCCGACAGUCCCGUCGAUGUGACGAGCAAAGAGCCAUGA